GUGGGCAUCAUUGUGAGGCUAGCGUUCGUGGUGACAAGUUGAGAGAAUAGUGAUAUACAUAGUAGUUCGAUAAUGUUGGUGUUUCCGCACUGGAGACCGGAGGGUCCGGUGGAGGCGUGCCGCGGGCUGCGCUGGGCGCCGCCGGAGCGGUUCGCGUCCUACAUUGCGCGCCCGCUGGCUCAGCCGGCUAUUGUCUACAACACUUUACCGCUUCAGAGUUCAGACGAGGAGUCAUCACCAGGCGAGGAGGUGUGCGGGUGGCGCGGCUGCGGCGCGCGUGUCGCCGGUGUGGCGCGGCUGUCGGCGCAUGUGGCGCGGGCGCACGCGCAGCCCAGAGCUGAUGGGCUGUUCUACUGCGGAUGGGAGGACUGCGCGCGGCCGAAUCGGGGGUUUAAUGCUCGCUACAAGAUGCUAGUCCACGUGCGCACGCACACCAACGAGCGCCCUCACACGUGCACGCAGUGCAACAAGAGCUUCUCCCGUGCAGAGAACCUCAAGAUCCACCUGCGGAGCCACUCGGGGGAGAAGCCCUACGCCUGCCCCUACCAGGGCUGCGGGAAGGCCUACUCCAACUCCAGUGACCGCUUCAAGCACACCAGGACACAUACCGUAGACAAGCCGUAUUGUUGUAAGGUACCAGGAUGCAGCAAACGCUACACCGACCCGUCCAGCCUGAGAAAACACGUCAAGACCUACAAGCACUUCGUACCUAAGGAAUCCCCGAGAUCCUCCGACAACAGCAGAGAAGCAUCCCCGUAUUCAGACGUGGACAGUUCCACGUAUCAGACGCAUUUACCUUACCACAGUCCGCAAAGAACGAUGUCUCCUGUCCAAUUCAGUUCGGUGCCGUCCAUCGCUGCGUCUUCACCCAGCAGAUACCCGUCCGCCGUCGAACGAGUCACGUACAGCCCUCUGGAGCCACCAAUGUACGCGCUACGAGUGCCCACGUAUGAAAUGUCGUACACUGAAUACAGCCAAAUGUAUGAGCACGCGUACAGAAGCUAUUAUUCUACAGGCAUUGACUACCCCAUGUUGAGGUCACCUGAGAAAGUUUAUACGUUUGAUGACGUCCCAAUGACUGAGGUCAAAUUGACUGAGAGACAAGACUUGAUGUACAGCCCUAUAGAAGUUGAGGAGAUGCCUUUAAAUUUAAAAUGCGUGAAGCAAGCCGACAGAAAUCCUAUGGAAGAGUUAGUGAGAAGAGACUUGCCCUUAGAUUUAAGCACUAAAAGUUAGUUUUAAGAAUCGUAUUAAAUUAUUUACUUUUUACACUA
Messenger RNA from Plutella xylostella (diamondback moth), 1274 nucleotides. RefSeq lists its product as uncharacterized. Gene Ontology annotation, cellular component: nucleus. The record is from RefSeq and is a predicted model, not a curated record. NCBI's taxonomy places the organism in Eukaryota, Metazoa, Arthropoda, Insecta, Lepidoptera, Plutellidae. Gene Ontology annotation, biological process: regulation of transcription by RNA polymerase II. Gene Ontology annotation, molecular function: DNA-binding transcription factor activity, RNA polymerase II-specific; RNA polymerase II cis-regulatory region sequence-specific DNA binding.